Messenger RNA from Mesorhabditis belari, 573 nucleotides. Lineage: Eukaryota; Metazoa; Nematoda; Chromadorea; Rhabditida; Rhabditidae. The record is from the annotation of a GenBank genome assembly.
AUGAACCAAAUGAUUGCCGAUGAAGAAUCAUACGAGGAUGUGACGGAGAAUAUGGACAGUAUGAAUAUUAGCGCUGUGCCUGGCGAAGCCCCAACUAUCCGCGACACGAGUCAGACGAUUGAUGAACCAGAAACUGUGGCCUCGCAUAUGUAUCGAAUGGCUGUUCUCGCGAUGACGUUAGAUGGACAAAUUCCUGGGAUCGAUGCCUCAGAUGUGUCCGGUAAAUCUUGUUCCCUUUAUAAAUGGAUGCUCUGGUUCACGAUAUUGGCGAAGCUAUCGUUGGUGGACAUAACGCCGCAUUGUGGAAUCGGCAAGGAGAAUAAACUGCAUUGGAAGCUAAAGCUAUGCAACAAAUUGCCACUUUUGUACCGGAAGACGUUGGGACUGACUGGGUUGGCGUAUCACCUCGACAAAUUCGAUAUGAUCGCGCAAGCGUUUGACUACGAGCAGAAAUACGGUAUCGAUUUACACGAGUUCUUCACUUCGACGGUAGGAAAACUCAAAAUGGAGCCUUUCGUCAGUUGGGACACGGAGUUACGGGCUAAACGGGCAGACUGGAUCCCAACAAAAAAG